UCUAAUAAUGAUGGAGAGCAUGGAAAAAAAGCAAGUUCAUCAAGUCACCCACAAGUUAGAAGGACAUUUGACUCUCUUUCUAAUGAUGAUGGAGUGCAUGGAAAAAAAGUAAGUUCAUCAAGCCACUCACAAGUUAGAAGGACAUUUGACUCCCUUUCUAAUAAUGAUGGAGUGCAUGGAAAAAAAAGCAAGUUCAUCAAGCCACUCACAAGUUAGAAGGACAUUUGACUCCCUUUCUAAUAAUGAUGGAGUGCAUGGAAAAAAAGUAAGUUCAUCAAGUCACUCACAACUUAGAAGGCAAUUUGACUCCCUUUCUAAUGAUGAUGAAGUGGAUGAAGAAGAAUUCGAAUCCGAUUUUGUUGCACCGAAAAAAAAAGUGAGAGGACCUACGCGCAAUCUUGAGUUAGCAAAGUUACCAGCUGGAAAAAGACUUGACAUAAACUGGAGAAUGAAUAGGCCAGUUGGUCCAAAUGCAAAGCUGUUCAAAUCAAGAUGCACUGUUCUAGUUCGUGAUGUGAAGAAUGCACCACUAAAGGUUAAAGAAUGGGCUGAUAUCAAAAUAGAGAACAAAAUAAAGAUGUUUGACCUAGUUUUGACAUACUUUAAAGUUGAAGGUCGAAAGCAUUUAGUAUGGGCUCAAAUGAAUUCUUCUUAUCGGAGUUAUCGACAUCUAUUAAAGAAAAGGUAUUUUGAACCUUAUGAUAACCCUGAAAUUGCUCGAGCCAAUAUACCAUUGGAAAUGGAAAAAGAGGAUUGGGAUUACCUUGUGAAUCUUUGGAUUGAUGAAGGCUGGCAAGUUUGUACUUCAUAUGACAUAAUAAUUGUUAAUUGA
Messenger RNA from Arachis duranensis, 832 nucleotides. RefSeq lists its product as uncharacterized. The coding region runs from base 164 to 832 and encodes 222 amino acids. The record is from RefSeq and is a predicted model, not a curated record. The transcript is spliced from 3 exons. NCBI's taxonomy places the organism in Eukaryota, Viridiplantae, Streptophyta, Magnoliopsida, Fabales, Fabaceae.